UUCCCAUCAAGUGCUCCAUUGACAUCUACACAUUCAAAUAGACUUGAUUCGCAGGCUUUUUACCACUCACAAUCAAAUAGGAAUAAUACAUUUAGUUCAUAUUCUUCAUUUGCUCGAAGAACUCUUGAGCAAAGGAUUACAACUAUUAAAAAUCAAGAAUCAUUACCUCGUUAUCAAACUUCAAAUAGCAUUUAUUUUGACAAAACUUUUGCACGACAGGCUGUUUAUUCUCGCAAAUUACGAUGGCUUCGUCAGGCACUUACAAUUAUCAUGAUAGGAUUUAUAGGAUUCUAUUUAAUAUAUAACUGGUUUAUACAUAACAACAACUUAACAAAAUACUCUUUAGUAUCUUCACAAACAUUACAUAAUCAAAGUUACAUUCGAAUACCUUUUGAUGAACAAGAAUAUUUAAAAUAUGAUUUUCGACUCGAAGAUUUUCCGGAACCCGAUUUUUUUCAUUCAAAUGAAUUUAUGAAUCUUUCAGAAGUUGGUAAAUUAAGGACAAUUGAUUACACUUAUCAUGAAAAAAAUUUAUAUGCCAUAAAUAAUAAUGGUGGUAGGAAUGCGGCUCUAGCUCAUGGUAAAUCUCAACACAAUGCUAGUUGGAUUUUACCAUUCGAUGGAAAUUGCUUUUUAACUCCUAACGCGUUUUCUGAUAUUCGACUUCAUUUAUAUAAAUGGGGUGAAAAAUAUAAAUAUUUCAUUGUACCGAUGGCGAGAUUGAUAAAUAACUCUCAAUUGUUAAAUGGAUCAGAUACACGGCCUAUCACUCCAGAAGAACCUCAAAUCAUCUUUCGUUAUGAUUCUAAUAAAACUUUUAACGAAAAUAUGCGUUAUGGUAGAAGGUCAAAAUUGGAUAUGUUAUGGCGUUUAGGUGUCCCAACUACUAGUAGAAAUUUUAACAGAACAUCUGCUCCAUGGGAACCUCAUCAUGGUCUUUACAAAUUUGUUGAAAGUGACCAAUAUAAAACAAUUGGUUGGGUUUUUCGUUUAUUUUCCGGUCAAGCAUCACAAGAAUUGAAUCAAAAAGAAGCCAGUGCAUUACGUUCGUUUAAUCGGUUGUUGGCAAUUCAAGAAUUUAUAGAUGGUCUAGAUGAACGAAUUGCUCGAAAAGUUCGUGGCUUUGAUCCUUUUCGAUUAUUUAUUUAUGAUGAAAAGUUACUAAAUCAAGCAAGAUUGAAUUUUUGGUUACAAAUCCCUGAUGUAGUUGAAAUAGUUCAAGUGUUGAUCAAACGUGCUGACGAAAUAUUAUCAGUUGCAAUUAAUUUAUUUGAAUUGGAACGUGACAUUCAAGAUAAUGAAAAUACUCUUGUACAUUUCUUGAAACCAAAAUCAAGUAUUUACAAAUUAUCACAUCAACCCGUUGAAUCUGUUGAUAAGACUAGAAAUUUCCACUCCGCUGUCGAUAAUGACAAGAUCUCUCAAAAUAUUAAUUUUGAAGAAUACUUUUCUACACCUGACUCAUUUUUUGAAAAUAUAACGACUUUGGUUUUGGCUCAUUAUUUUUCAAGUUAUGGUUUCCCAAAUUUAAAUAAGAUUCCACGAUCCAUUCCAAAACUUUUCAAUGUUGGUUCUCCAUUUUUGAUCAAUAUAACCGAUGCUGAUCCUAGCUUUUUUUUAGAUGCGUGUAGACUUCUUUAUCGUACAAAUGUACUUAUUCAUAAAGAAUAUAUGGACCUUCGAAUGUUUGCUUCUGAUUGGUUAGAGGUUCUUAUAAAUUCUAAAGCUGAGAGAAACUCUGAUCAUCGUGGUAUAAUCUUUGAUCUUCGAGUAUUAUCAUUGGCUGGAUUUGUUGAUGAUUUAAGACUUUUUCUUCGAAUAGUUAAUCGUGUUCGGAUGCGAAUUGGAAAACAAUUUUAUGUCUCAAACGAUUUGUCAACACAUGAGAUUAAACAAAAUUAUGAGAUUAUGUAUGUUCAGAAUUUACUUGAUACUGGUAAAAUUAAACCAUCAGAUUAUGAUGAGAACAUUUUUAGAUAUACAACUUUAAAUUUACACUACUGGUUGCUACUUAUACGAGGUGUACAAAAUGGGCGUUGCGGUUCAAACAUAUGGCAAUAUACGGCUAAAGAUGGACAAAGGAUUAGUAAAGUCGUUAUGGAACAUUUAAAGCUAUACGCUAAUAAAAUGCAUGAUGUGUCUUUGAUACAUAUAGCAAGGACUGCUUAUAUAAUUAACAAACUCAAACAGUGCACAUGGAAGGAACCAAAAGAUGAACUUGAGUACUUCCAACAUCUAGCAAAUGUUGGUGACACGAUGAAAUUUAAGUUGGGAAAUCAAAUAAAUGAUGAUGAAUUAAAUACAAGGAUUGGGAUAGGGAAUGAAGCAAGACGGCGAGGUUUACCACCUUUUUGGAUGCUUGGUAUUUAA
Racocetra persica is the source of this 2370-nucleotide messenger RNA. NCBI's taxonomy places the organism in Eukaryota, Fungi, Glomeromycota, Glomeromycetes, Diversisporales, Gigasporaceae. The record is from the annotation of a GenBank genome assembly.